This is a messenger RNA of Corticium candelabrum, 3884 nucleotides long. RefSeq lists its product as uncharacterized. Gene Ontology annotation, molecular function: protein tyrosine kinase activity; ATP binding. Gene Ontology annotation, biological process: protein phosphorylation. The transcript is spliced from 26 exons. Gene Ontology annotation, cellular component: cytoskeleton. NCBI's taxonomy places the organism in Eukaryota, Metazoa, Porifera, Homoscleromorpha, Homosclerophorida, Plakinidae. The record is from RefSeq and is a predicted model, not a curated record. The coding region runs from base 126 to 3713 and encodes 1195 amino acids.
UGGCGGACGUCCUGCUUCAAAUUCUAGACGUAGUUCUUUCUUACUGAUCACUUCGUUGUUUUGCAACCGUUCCCAAAAAUUUUCCAGUCUUCUCAAUUGCACUGAUCUAUACAGUUGUGAGCAGAAUGUCGAGCUGGCUGCGUAAGAAGAAACAGCAAAUUGGCGCUAUUCACCUCCUCGCACCAGGAGGACAAGCGGACUGGAUUAUUCCCAUAGAAUUCAAGCCUCGUCUUCUCGUUCAAGAUUUGAUCAACUUGGCCGCAGAGAAAGCGAAGAUAAAGACGAUAGCCGUGCCGUUUUUUGGCCUCUACAAUCGUGAAAGUCGGUACUGGCUCUAUCCAUUUCGCUACUUGGACAAGAAUGACGCAGCCAUAGAUUGGUCAUUCCGUGUGCAAUUUAAAGUGAAGAACAGCGUGGAGUUGAGACGCCUCGACUCUGUAGCGUUUGAGUAUUAUAUCAUGCAGUGUAGAUCUGACUUCGUGUCUGACGCGUAUUCUAACGUUGGCCUACAGGAUGCCCUGCGUCUUGCUUGUCUAGACAUUCUUCUUGCCACACUGAGGUUGAAUAUAACCUUUCAGAGUGCCUUGAAACAAUUUGGUCUUCAACACUUCUUGCCUAAAUCAGCCAGAGACAAACUGAAAACACAAGAUGCACUGAUUGAUGUUCUUACUCGAAGCUUCAAGAAUUUUGAAAACAUGACCGAUGAGGCUGCAGCUAUUCGAUAUGUGGAAAUUAUUGAGCAGUUGCCCAGCUUUGACGUUCAUCGGUUUAAGAUGAAUCUCGCUCAAUCUGUGAUGGGAGAGAGCAUCUCAGAGUCUGUGGUUGUGACUUUGUCUCAUUUGUCUGGUCUAGUUCUAGUUCGACAGGAGGUGUAUAAGGAAAGUAUUUGUAGUUUGAAUGAUGUUGCGUCUGUUCGAACUUGUACGAGUGCUGGUUCAGGCAGUCUACUUGUACAUUUAAAUCGAGCAAAUGGUGCUACUCGUGUGUUUUCAUGUGGUAGCAUGAAGACAUUAGAGACAUUUUGUAGUAUGGUAGAUGGCUACUGCCGACUACUAAUUGAUAACACAAAGACAAUUAUAGAAGGAAUUAUUCAUCCCGAUGGCCACAUACCCAGAAUGGGGUUAGGUAGUGGUCCACUUAUUAGGAAACAAAGUCCUACAAAUGGAAGAGGACAGCAUGUUCACUCUAAUGGCACAGUUGUUAUUGAGUCUGUUGGCUCAGAGCAACACGGUCAGUCAGUCCGUGAGAAGCCAUGUGAUUUGGACGAAGAGAAAUUACAAGUUCAUGGACCCAUUAGUCGAGAUGAAGCAAAACAGCUGCUUCAAACAGCCGGUCUUGUUGAUGGAUUGUAUCUAGUACGUGAAAAUGCUCGAGUGAAGGGAGGCUAUAGUCUCUCGGUGUGCAUUGGCAAUGAAGUGAAACACUACCUUAUUCAGCGACAUUGCGAAGGUUAUGGAAUACAAGAUGGACUUCGCUAUCCAACGGUGUCAAACCUGCUGAACCAUUAUCAUGAAGAGAGGGAUGGCUUAUGUACAAAACUGGUCAAGGUGUGUUUACCAGUACCUACUAAAGAUUCUCCAUUUAUUGAUCGGAAGAUCGAAACAGAGGAACAGCCGCCUCCUGUGCCUUUGUCACCAAGACCUAAUACACAAUGCUCACUGUCUUCCAAUUUGGUGACUGUGUGUGGUAAGGUAGGAGAGGGUCUGUUUGGAAAUAUCCAUUUGGGAGAAAUGAAAGUGAGGGAUGGUGACAGUGACCAAGUUACCGUUUUGCUCAGUUGUUUAGACAAUGCUAGUUUUGUGGUUGGUAAACAAUUGACUCAAUUUUCCUCGACACUUUUCCGGCUGAAUCAUAAGCGUUUAGUGAAGUAUUUCGGUCUCCACACUGUUGCCAAAAGCACAUACCUGGUUCAGGAAUUUGCACCUUUGGGUCCAAUUGAUGAACACUUGGCUAAACACAAACAAUCAGAGAUGUCAGAGAAAUUUCUACUUGGUGUAGCUGCUCAAGUUGCUGAAGGAUUAUCGUACUUGGAUUCACAGAGUUGUGUUCAUGGUGGCCUUACUGCUCACUCUGUGCUGCUCGUGUCACCCAGUACCGUCAAGAUAUCGGACGUGGGUCUAGUAGGUCAGACUGCAGCAGUCAGCCCUGACUAUUUCAACGAAGAGCAUGGAUUAGGAAGACAUCUCUUGCCUUGGCUUGCUGUUGAAUGUGUCAAUGGUGUUUCUCUAUCCCAUGCAAGUGAUGUAUGGGCAGCUGGAGUAGUACUUUGGGAAUUGUUCAAUUAUGGAAAACGAAAGCCAUUUGACUCUCUUUCCCCAACUCAGGUUAAGAAUCUUAUCAAAACAGGACAACAACUGAGUGCAAUACAAGGGUGUUCAGCUGGUGUUUAUGAACUGAUGAAACAGUGCUGGUCUGAUGUAUCUACUAGAUUGUCUAGUCGUGGUCUGUGUGAGGCUCUGCUAACAUUAGCCAGAAAAGUUAGUGCAUCUAAUCCCUCUGGUGAUUCUCUUCAAACUACUCAGAUUGCUAGUUCAACAGGAAAGCUAGGAUUUUGUCAAGAUGGCAGUGAUGUGCAACACAGAGUAGCAAGCACUUCUGUUUUUCAUCAAAGAAGUUUUUCAGAUUCUGGUCAACCUGAUCACUCAUCUUCUGAAUUGGCCUCACAAAGGAGUACAGAGUUAAACCCGACUUUUGCAAGAAGCAUGUCGUGUUCUGGUCGAGCUGGUCAAGCCAUUACUGUACAACACCCAUCUUCUGCAUUGACCUCACAGAGGACUUUAGUGACUGGUCCGGUCGCUAAACCUAGGAAAUCGCCUAAAUUGCGUAACCAAGGGGCUCCAAGUCCUAUGAGUCUGGGAUUGGAAGAGUUGGCAAAGACUAGCAUCAUUCAUGCUAGUGAGCUGAGUUUGUUAGCAGACUUGGGAUCGGGCCAGUUUGGUGUGGUGAAGAAAGCAGUAUGGAUGAAAUCUGAUGGUACAAAGCAAGAAACCGCUGUAAAGGCAUUGAUAGCUGACGCUGACGUACAUCAGCAGCAAGACUUCUUUCAGGAAGCCAAGUCAAUGAUCGCAUUAGACAACCCCUACAUAGUCAGGCUGCUGGGCAUUUGUUUCGAACCUUCUUUACUUCUUGUCACAGAACUCGUAUCUCUUGGUGCUGUCAAUAGUUAUCUUCGAAAUCUAAGGCAUGAGCCUCCAGCCACUAAUACAUUGAUUCGCUACUGCCUACAGAUUGCUACCGGAAUGACAUAUUUGGCAUCUCAGAAAUUUGUUCAUAGAGAUCUGGCUGCAAGGAACAUUCUAGUCGCAUCUCCCCAGCUUGUCAAGAUUGCUGAUUUUGGACUUUCUCGUGUAUUUGGCGGUGAGAAAGAGUAUUAUGUGGCUGCAAACCAGGGGCAGUGGCCACUUAAAUGGUAUGCACCAGAGUCAAUCAAUUUCAAGAGAUUUUCUCACAAGAGUGAUGUAUGGAGUUAUGGCGUAGCAAUUUGGGAGAUAUUCAUGCUUGGCAGAAAACCCUAUGGCAAGAUACUGCCUAGGAGUAUAAUGGAGUAUAUUGACAGUGGAAAACGUUUGUCAAAACCUGACUUGUGUCCACAAAGUGUCUAUGAAGUAAUGCAGAGCUGCUGGGAAUACGAACAGGAGGACAGACCUACAUUUGACGAAAUUUGUCAGAAAAUGGAAUGUUUUUGGAAGCAAAGGAGCAAACAAACCACGUGAUGCAAACAAUCAUGCGCUUAAUUGGCAAUCUUUUAUUUGUACUGCAGCUGGCUGUCAACUUGUAGCUAAAUUUUUAUAACUAUAUCACUGAGUCAUUUGCAGGCAACAUCUUUUGCAUAACUAAUUGAUUAGUUAGUAUUGAAUAUUCAUAGUCCACCAUUUGCUGGAAUA